CUCUCAUUGUCAUAUCUUUGCUGCUACAUCAAAUAGUUCCCACAGUUUCCACAUCAAACCCAUAAUCAUCACGCCUCUCCAGGACCCCUUGUCUCUCUCUCUCUCUCUCUCUCUCUCUCUCUCUCUCUCAAAAAUGUCCAUAAACCACCUCUCUUCGGAGCUUCCAGAAACACUCUGGUGGACUCAACUACAACAAAAACAACAACACCACCCGAUCAUGGAGCCAAUCGCAAAUCUCCCUUCUUCUUCUUCUUCCUCUUCAAGACCCGACCUUUCUUGGACCCCGCAACUCUACUACCAACACCAAGCCUGGCUCAACUCCCAGAAUUUCCAAGAACUCGACGAUCAAACCCCCGAAAACCCGACCCACCAGGAAGAACAUCAAGACCAACAACAAGAAGAAGCCGAUGAAACCGAAAAAGAACCCAUGUUCGAGAAGCCAUUGACCCCCAGCGACGUCGGCAAGCUCAACCGCCUCGUCAUCCCCAAACAACACGCCGAGAAGUACUUCCCGCUCGGCGGCGACUCCGGCCUCUUGCUCAACUUCGAGGACGAGUCCGGCAAGUGCUGGCGCUUCCGCUACUCCUAUUGGAACAGUAGCCAGAGCUACGUCCUCACCAAAGGCUGGAGCCGCUACGUCAAGGAGAAGCGCCUCGACGCCGGCGACGUCGUUUUGUUCGAGCGCCACCGGACCGACGCCGAGCGCUUGUUCAUUGGGUGGAGGCGCCGUGGGGCCGCGGCGCACGAUAGCGGUUCUGGUGGGCACAUCGUGGUGGCACCGCAUGGUAAUAGCAAUAGUGGCCCCGGGUGGACCAGAGUGUUCUAUUCUGCGCAACCUUAUCCUACGCAUCAUCCCCUGCCAUACCAACCUGACUGUCUUCAUGCAGGGUCCCCUAAUCAGAGCCAAACGACGACGCCGGUGGGGAGCUCAAAGAUACUGAGGUUGUUCGGGGUGAACUUGGAGUGCCAGCCUGCAGAAGAGUCGUCGUCCGAGCCAUUCACACCCGAUGGCUCGUCUUUGUCGAGCCAGGGACCAGCCGACCAGCACUAUUAUCAUCAACCUACUUAUUCUUCGGAUCAUCACAAUCACAUGGAUAUCACUCUCUCCGGAGAUGUGAACAAGAUGAUGAGAAAUCGCCGAGGAUGAAGAUCUGUGGAUGUGAUGUUGCCCGCAAUGAGAUAUAUCUAACCUACUCGAAAGGGCCCCGAAAAAAUGGCAAAAAAAAAAUAUAUAUAUAUAUAUAUAUAUAUAAUAAAAAAAAAAAAAUCCCAGAUUUUCAGGCCGGCCUAGCUAGUUCCAAAGCCGAAGGGUAAGGGAACCAAAGGAAGGAAGAUUGGUGGGGAAAAGAAACUGCAGAUAGGGAAGGAGGGGGAUGGGGGAGUUUGGGACCCACAGAAAAAAGCUGGGGGGCUGACGUCACCCAUGCCAAAUGGGAAAUUUGGGUCGUUGAAAAUCAGGAAUGAGGAAUCUAUUUGCUACUGUUGAGAUUCUCCCUGAAGAUUUUUCCCAAGGCUUCAUCAUAAUAAUGGAAGGGGUAUGGUGCAGAUAAUGGUGGGUUUUGGUGGGUGGGUGAGUGGGUGGACUUGAAUAGAUUGGUGACAGUCCAGUAGUACUAGCCCACUCCCCCCCCCCCCCUCUCUCUCUCUCUCUCUCUCUCUCUCUCUCUCUCUCUCUCUCUCUCUCUACCUAUAUAUUAAAUGUAGCUAAGCUGUCUUGGGUGCUCUCCUGGAAUUCCCAUAUAGUGACUAGUGAGAAGCUGAAAAGGAGAGCACAUUUUUUCUUAUUGAAAAUUUUUGUAGCUACUUGCAAGUCAGAAGGCUAAAAAUCUUUCUAAAUACUACACGGGGCAUGAUGUUGAUGGGA
Messenger RNA from Alnus glutinosa, 1864 nucleotides. RefSeq names its product B3 domain-containing protein At2g36080-like. The transcript is spliced from 3 exons. The coding region runs from base 134 to 1147 and encodes 337 amino acids. Gene Ontology annotation, molecular function: DNA binding; DNA-binding transcription factor activity. The record is from RefSeq and is a predicted model, not a curated record. Lineage: Eukaryota; Viridiplantae; Streptophyta; Magnoliopsida; Fagales; Betulaceae.